GCGGUGCGACAUUCCGGGCUGGCAGCUGACAGGCCUCCUUCCCUCAGCCCUCCGAGGCCCCGGCAGGCAAGCAGGCAGGCAGGAAGGGCGCGGGCCGGGGACAUGAGGCGGAGGCCUCGCCGGCCGGAGGAGAAAGGCGACGGCGGGCUUUAGCCAGAGGCCUCAGCGAGGCGCCAUGUUCCGCCGGGCCCGCUUCAGCGUGAAGCCCAACGUCAGGCCUAGCACCGCGGCGGCAGGGAGAGGCAGCAGGGGCCCAGUUCCUGCCCUGACUGUGGGCCCCGAGCCAGGCGGGGAGCAGGGCCCCGAGGCCGCCGCAGGAGACGCUUCCGGAGGCGCCCAGCAGGGAGGGAACAAAGGUGGAAGCAGAGAUGAAAAAACCAAUCAAGAUGGAGAUUGUAGUAAACGUGCAGAGGCCCUUCUCCAGAGAAGAAAACGAUUCUCAACUGUGCCCAAUCUUGCUAAACCAAGAAUUACAUCCACAUCUACUCAAGGUUCUGUCAAUCCGGCAUCAAAACAUUCUACAAAACAAUUACCUCAUUCAUCUACUCUUGGUAGCUCUGUGCUUCAUAAGGAGACUUCUUCUGAAAGGGUUAAUGUGGAAAUUUCACCAAAGUCUCCAGCUUUGCCUGAAAAGAAAACACCUGUUCCUCAAGUACCACAGUUCUCUCCUUUAAAAAAAUCUUCCAGUAAAGAACCAAAUACUUGUCCAUCUGUCCAAAGAAGUGAUGAAGCACUUCAGAAGAGUGCACUCUCGCCUCUCAAGGAGAGACCCACACAGGAAAAAUUAAUUCAAGAUGAAACUGUCCAUUCAAAAUCUGGUCCAGAAAAAGAUAAAAAUAGGUGUUCAGAACGUGAGAAAAUAAUAAAAAGUCAGACGCUGCGAAAGAUGCUCAAGGAAGAGUUGAAGAAAGAAAAGGAACAACGGAAAUAUAAAUCGACAUUAAUUGAAAAGAAUGUGCCGGAAGAUCGUUCAAAAAUGAUUAUGAGAGACUUCAUAUACUAUCUUCCAGAAAACAAUCCUAUGAAGUCUUCAUUGAUGCAAGAAAGGAGAUCAGAAAAGACUUCUACAGCAACCCAAGCAAAAGAACCUGAGGAAAAAAUAGUUGCUGAGCAUGAAGAUGAAGAUGAGGAAGAUGAAGAGACUGGAGCUGGAGAGGAAGAUGGCCCCCUUCUAGUUCCCCGAGUGAAAGUUGCAGAAGAUGGUUCAAUUAUUCUAGACGAAGAAAGUUUAACAGUAGAAGUUUUGAGGACAAAAGGACAAUGUGUGGUGGAAGAAAAUGAUCCCAUCUUUGAACGUGGUUCUACGACAACUUACUCAAGUUUUCGGAAAAGCUAUUAUACCAAGCCGUGGUCAGAAAAAGAAACAGACAUGUUCUUCUUAGCUAUAAGCAUGGUAGGAACAGACUUUUCAUUGAUCAGUCAGCUUUUUCCUCACAGAGCAAGAACAGAGAUAAAGAAUAAAUUCAAACGAGAAGAAAAAGCCAAUGGAUGGAGAAUAGAUAAAGCAUUCAAAGAGAAAAAGCCUUUUGACUUUAAUUGGUUUGCAAAACUCCUUGAGAAGGUUUUGGAAAAUGAAAGGAAGCAAAAGGAAAAAUAUGCCAAAAAUCAGCAACAAAAUGAGAAAAAAUCCAGUGAGAAAAAAGCACAGAAAAGGCUAAAAGUUAAAGUUGUCAAUGGACAAUCCAGCCAUGGUCAAGACGAUUUCCAGAUUUCUGAAACAGAAAUGGAGGUGGAUGCUGAGACAGCUGAAAAGGAGAAUGAGGUUUCUCCUAGCAUUUUGGAACAAGCUGAGGGACAAACAAUGACUGAAUCAGUGGUGACAAAAAAGAAAAGGAAAAGGAAGAAAAAGGAUUCUGAACACGAGACAGACAAUCCUCUUGAAGAAAGAACCACCCCUGAAGAAAUGGUUGAAGGAGAAAGAUUAAGAAAAAAAAGGAAAAAUACAGCAAGCAUUGAGGUUAAUAGCAUUAAUGAAGAUGAUGAAGAACUGGAGGUCACUGAUCGAGUAACACCUGAUGAAACACUCUCCUUGGUAGAAGAAGAUCCACAGUGCUGCAUAGUAGAUGAAGCAGCAGAACAAAACUGUAUAUCCAGCAUUCAUGAUAGUACAUUCAUAGAAGUUGAAUGUAGUGAAUUAGAUGUUUUGGAAAAUAGUUCUGAGCACCAGAAUGGAUGGCCUUCAGUGACUCCAGAUACAAAUAAAAAUGGGUUUGAGGAAAUCAAUGCUGCCCAGAAUGAUACACUUGAGUCGGAUAUACUGGAUGGAAAUCAGAAUGCUGCAUCACAAAGUCUUGAUGAAGAACUAAGGAAAACAGAAAUAGCAGCCAUCAAGAAGCCGACAGUAGAAGGACAGAGAACUCCAUCAGACUUUACAGGAACAUCUGAAAAAGGAGGUCUUUCAAUUAGUAACACAUCAGAGAUGAAGUCUAGAGGUAGUUCAGUAAAGAAUGCUGUGGAAGAUAAUGUUAAUGACAUAAUUGACCCUAUCAGCGAGGAAACAAACAAUAACAUGGAGAACAAAUCUCAGAAUUGUUCGGAAAUUCAAGGUGGUCAUGCAGAAAAGACAGAAGUGAGAGGUCGUCGACAGAAACCUAAACCUAACAUACUGAAGGCAUCUGGCAGAAAAGAAGCACCAGCUCAAAGCAACCUUGAGAAACCAGAGAUGUUUGGUGCAGUAGAAAAGAAUAAUGAUCAGGAUGAUAUGCCCACUACUAGCAUUGUGGUUACUACUGAAAAAGAUCCCAGGCAUUUGGAUACUGAAUCUUUGGCUUCUAAGAAAUCCACCGUGCAAGAAAACAGCAAGCAAACUGUUUUAAAACCAGCGCCACUAGCAAGGGGUCGAAUGCAGAGGCCUAAACCAAAUUUAGGAUGUGUAGUUAGAAGGCAAGGAGGAUCAGCAAAAAACAUUGCAUCAGAAGAUGGAAAAACACCUGUAGUAGCUGGUGAAGCAGAGAAGACUCUUAAACAGCAUGAUUGUAGUGGGGCACUCUUGAAUAAGAAUAAAACUGAGGCAGUUGCAUAUGAAGCUGGCAUGCCACAAUCUGAGGUGUUACAAAACAAAAUUGUUACAAGUGCUGAGACAGAAGAUUGUAUGCCCACAAGCCCAGGAAAGAGGCCUCUGGAAUUUGAGAGUCAUGAAUUCAAAAAUACAUCUCUCUCAAGCAAGAGUUUGGAGAUUAUGGUAGAUGCUGCUGUGAGAGAUUCUAGUCUUCAGCAAGACCAGAAAGAAAUUUUUGCAGAAACUGAAAGUUCUGUGAAAAGUCACUGUCAUAAUCCAAAGCAGAGCUUGGGAAAGGCAACAGAAAAAGAGGAGGCAUCACAAGCAGGAAAAGGGCUGCUGAGGACCACACAUGACUCUGAAACUACAGAAGAAAGUUUAGAAGCAACACUCAGUGAAAUUGUGCCACUGUCAGAUUUGUUAGAGGAGUCCUCUGCAGAUGCUCCAGAGGCAGUUGCACUGAAACCCCUCCAACUGUCUCCUCCAAACCUUUCAGGCUCUAAGGGUGGUGAACCAAGCAAGGAAUCAAGGUCCUCAGAUAUCCAGAAAAGUGUUUCACUAGGAUCUUCCAGUAAACAGAACUUGCAAGGGGAAAGUAAAGACAGUGUUGUUCAACCAACGCUGCCACUCAGAAGCAGAUUCCAGAAACCCAAACCCAAUAUUGGACGGGCAGUUGCAAGGAAAGAAACACAGCCUUUUGUAACAAAUGAAGCAACAGUAACACAUACGGAAAUUGAGAAAUCUGAACAACAGAAAUGUGAUCCUACUAGAAUGUCUACUGUAGUGGCAAAGCCUCCUCAGUUUUCAACCACUGAAGCCUUAGAAAAGCGAUCUUUAGGUACUGCAAAAAUGAAUCAGGAAGACCCUCAUCAGUCCAGUACAUCCAAAAAUAUUUUAGAUCCGUUUCUCAGGAAAAAGCCCAUCCAAGAGGGUAAACCAUGUGCUAUCAAGCCUGCUCAACUGGUGAGAGGUUUGUCCCAGAAAGCCAAGCCAAGCCCUGGAAGGAUUAAGGAGAAGAAGGAAGGACAUGUAUCAGAAAACAUUGGUGCUCCAAUUGAGGGAGAAGAUGAAGUCAACCUCCAAGCUUCCCUGGAAAAAUUGAAGAAAAGGGAAAAAUCAGAAACCAGUGAAGCCUCAUUAGUAGAAAGUAUAAAUGAUCAGGAGAAAUUUUCUUCUUCUGAGAACUCACAGAGAUGUGAAGUUCUGAAAGACAAGGAAGCCUGUAUGACCAAAGAUGAUGUUGAAGAAAGGCUUCUGGAUAUUACUGUAAGGGAUAUUUCUGCUCCUCCAGAAGGAAGUCAGUCAAAAACCAUAAAACACACCCAGUUCAUGAGGGGUAGGCUUCAUAGGCCUAAGCCAAACAUUAAAGUAUCUACAAAGAGGAAAGGUGUAAAUUUAGAAGAUAUUAACGAAGAAGACCAGACUGAAAGAGAUACAGAUACUGAAGCGACACCAUUUGGAAGCAAAUCUGGAGAAAUGGCCACAUCAAUUCAUGUUUCUGGAAAUUUUGUGAAGGCUGCAACAACCUCGGAAUCCACGAGACAAAAAGAUAGUACUGAUAGCACUGAAACAAUGUAUAUGAAAAGAAGCAAGCACAAUGGAAAAUGUGACUCUUUAGAGGGGACUUCAGGGAUUGGAAGUCAAAUCAAGGAGGGAAUUUUGAAGCCCUCUUCUGUCUGUGAAAAAGCAAUUGAAAUAUUAAAAGGAAAACAGCCAAGGAGGACAGUUAAACAGAGGAAAGACACCUGUGACUCAAGGGUGCCAUCUGAAUGUGGGAAUGACCGUGGUGAGAAGGGGAAGCCUCACCAGAAGAGUAAACAAAAUGCUAGCAGAGGCAGAACCCUAAAACCAUUCAUCCAUAAGAAAACCAGAAAAGAAUCUGGGAGCUCAAAACCUAGUCUGGUGACCCUUAGGGCUUCUUCUCAGGAAGACGAAGGAGAUGAAGAUGAUGAUGACGACUCUGAAGUUGAAUGGUUUUCACCAGAUGAAGUAAACAAAGCUCCAGUGUUUGUACCUAAAGGGCUUCGGUCUCCAAAUCCAGUACCCGUUCAGAUUGAGGAAACUAUGGAAGAGGUUGAGAUAUAUGAAAAUGUUGCAGAUGAGCCAUGCCUCAUCCACGAACUGAACACAGCUGCUCAUCCUGUGAUGCAGGGAGAUAAUAAUUUGUGCCUCUCGCAAAUUGUUAUAAUACAAGAAGAACAAAACAAGGAAACAGGGAUUGCUGAUGGAAGUACAGAAGCAGCCAUGACUUUACUUGCUAUGAGAGAUCCAGCUUUCCAGCUAAACAUUGCCACCGAAGAAAAACCACAGGAGUUUCCUUGUUACAAGGAACUGAAUGUUGCCGAGAGGUUGCCAGAUGAGCAUAAUGAAGAACACAUUAUAAUCGAUUGUAAUGUGCCUUGGUGUGUGCCUUCAAAGAAUGAACCGAUUUCUUCAGAGACUGUGAACAGAGCUGCUAUUGAAGAUCCAAGCACUGAACCAUUGGAUUUGGAAGAUAAAUUACAGGAACAAACUAAUGUGUUACUUCCUGGAUCUUCAAAAUAUGAACCAGUUUCUUCACUUAGUAGAAGGCUUCCCACUGUAUCAGGUUUGGAAGAUUGUUCACAGGGGACAACUAGGGCCAGCAGUGUUUCAUCUACUUCCAAAGAAAAUAAAAUUUCUAGACCAGCAAGAUGCAGAUUUCCUAAACCAAAACCAAAUCUUAACAGAGCACUGGGGCCAAACCAUAAUACUUCUCAGAAAUAUCUUGGUCUGAUUUCAGAUAUGGAGCAAUUCAAUCAAAUCCGGAAUGAAGUGUCAAAAAAUACUACAGAAGAGCAGACAGUAGAACUGGAAGAAGGGGCUCAGAUCAGCUUUGCAGAGAGGCAUGACUUACAGCCUGAAAGCCUUGCUGUGCAGAGAACUAACAACAAAAGCGAAAACCUGGUAAAAGAGACUUGGAAAGUCACAUCAGAGUUAACUGCUUCCAAACUUUCUCCAGAAGCUGAAAUUUCCCACGAUAAACCCCCAUAUGAUUCCAAUACAAGCAUUAGUCUCCAGGUUUCUAGAUCUGUUGAACAUCACUUGUCUCCAGCUAAAGUAGCAGAGGUUGGAAGAAGCUCAUAUUCCGGUGUUUCAACAAUUACCAAUAUGACUGCAGAAAGUGAUAGCAUCGGAGAACAUACACCCGCAGAAGAGGAACCAACAUUCAUUUUAACGUUAGUGGAAAUCCCAAAUGAUUCAGAACAUUGCAGUGGGAUACCUCCUUCUCUUCCACAAGCUUCUGAAGAAUUGCUUCCUGCCCCAGUAUUUUUUACUCCAAGUGGUCCAGACACCCAAGCUCCAGAAAGAGAGGAUACUCUUGGAACCAUAACAGCUAAUGCUGAAGAAAAUGCUGUCAUUAUUGAAAACAGUACAGAGAAACCAAGGUUGCAAACAGCUUCAACAGAACGAUUAGCAGACUUGAAUUCAAGCUCUUGGAAGAAUUGGAAAAGGUGUGCUAUUGCCCUUGAAGGAAGUGACAGUCGUUCUGGGAAGAAAAGGUCUCCUUCAUCUUCAGUGCAAGACAUUGAAAUGUCUAAUAAGGCCUCUUCUCAUAAAUUAAGGUCUAUAUCAAAGAAACCUGCUGAAAAAACCUCAGAAAAAUGGAAUCUUUCAAAGAAGACAAUCUCAUCUACCUCUAGAUUAGUACCUGCGUUACAUGUGGGUAAAAAAGAGCAAUCUCAGUCUCCCUUGACUGUAUGGGCUUCACUGUUUGAUGAAGCAGCUGGUACAGAUAAGCAAGUGUCCAGAACAUGUCAAGCAGGAAAAGCAGAAAAAAACGAAAAACAAAGGAACUCUGUUGAUUCUUGUAAAUCUUUACAAUCAGAACAAGUUGGAAGCACAGCAAUUCCUCCAAAAACACCUUUAUCCAGGUCAUAUCAAAGAUCUCUGGGAUUUUUACCUUUAAUCUGUAAAAAUAAUAAUGCUGAUGAAGAGGAAAUCAGUAAAGUGAAAAAAGAGCCUUUCCAGAAAACUCAAGAAGUGAUCUCUGAAAGAGCUGCGGAAUGUCCUGUUUCACCAAAAGAUCAAAAGGAAGAAAUUCAGGAAAAUAGUACUCUUCCGCCAACUGUCCCGUUGUCUUCCAAAUUUGAGGGCAGAUGCAGUUCUACUGUUCAGGUGCUUUCUGAGUUAUCUGACAGUAAAAGUUCUUCUCCGGAGCAGGAAAAAGAGGAAGAACCAACCAGAAUUUCAGAAUAUUUCUUCAAUGAUAUAUUCAUGGAAGUGGAUGAUUCAGAGUAAUAUAGAAACCUCUCAAAUAUCAGAUGGCCAAGAAUGCACUGUAGCAGUAAUGUAGUAGUUUUGCUCUGUCACACUUUCUCAAAUAGCCCUUACAUUUGAGGCAAUAUAAACAGCCUGGCAGGAUGGAGUAAUAUUUCUCUUAUUCUGAACAGUCUGUCAAUUUUAGAAGCACUGAAAAGAAAACACAUGUAAAUUUAAAAACACACAUGAUCAGAACAUCAACUGAUCUGUGUUUGUAUUUGAUACAAGUAGUUUCUAAUGCAUGGCUGCUGCUUUAGAAAUGCAGUGGAAAUGAUCUGCUUGCCAAUACACCCCCUAAAUAGGGUAUUUAUGUUUGUGGGACUGGGUGUAAAUUAUUUUUACUUCUUUUUGUGAAGUAAACAUUUAUUGGGUGUGUGUAUGGGAGGGGGGAAUAAUUCUGCUCUGUAAAUAAGUAUAUUCUGAACAUUUCAGUGUAUGUAAUAAGUACAUACAAAAUAUUUUGAGUUGUCUUAUUUUUAUGUAUUUUUAUAAAAAUGUAUGUGUCUUGGUUCUAAAAAGCAAUGUUUAAUUCUUCCAAAAUGUACAGAGAUGUGAAAAAUAUUUAUUUAAGCUGAACGUAUAAAUAAGAUAACUGCCCAAAACUAAUUCUGUUGUCUUGGACAUAAAGAAGAAUUAAAAAUCACUCAUGUUCUAUGCACUAAAUCCUAAAUGAGAGGCAGUAUUAGAAAGUCUUUUUAAAAAACUACCCAUAUAACACUUUUAAGAAGGAUGCAUUGAAGUUAAAAUCAGGAAUCAGAGUAAAGGAUAAUACAAUUAUACUGAAUAGUUUCCAUCCCUUUUUAUCUGGUUAGAUUUAUUUGUCAUUGUUAGAAACAUGAACUCGCUUGGUUCAGUCUAAAAUACUCUGUAAAAGAACUGUGUAUUGUGUAUUCUUCUUAGUGACUGCAUUUUAAAUUCUGGUAACCUAUUUUACAAUUAGCAAUUGAAGGUAUUUUUCCAUAAGUAUCAACAUAUCCAUUUUAGUGGCAGUUCUUACCCGCAGUAGUUCAAUAUUGCAUACUAUUUUGAAUAUAUAAUAAGUAAAUACAGACUCUUCAUUUCCCACAAAGACAAUAGGUAGAAUCCAGAUUUAGUAAUACUUAAGAGCAGACCCACUUAAAUGAAUGGUACUUAAGUUAGCAAUGACUAAAUGUCUCCUUAAUUUCAGUGGAUCUACUCUUAGCAUGACUAAGUCUAGAUCCAACCUAAUGUAUCUUCUUAAUUAGCAAAUCAGUAUCUUAAUUAUCAACCUGACAAACCUUGACUGGCUUGAUCGUUUGAUGUGUGUGUUAAUUGUAGAGCUCUAAAAAAGACAAAACUAUAUAUGUUAAUGUGAAUAAUUUAAUAAAUGUAAAUUUAGAUAAGUAAACUGAGAAGUAUUCACAAUUUUUAAGUGAAUUACUAAAGUGGAAUGCAUCCCAACAUGGAAAGUCUGUUCUUAUUAUUGCUUGGAAGAGGUAUACUCAAAAGAGACUACUGAAAUAAUGAAAAACUUAUUAGUGCAACUUGCUGGAGUGGUUCAUAUUGUGAUGUAAAACAGGAACAAACUUACAAAUGUGCCUUAUCUUUCCUUGCUAAAUGAAAAAGACGCCAGGUGCUCUUAGUGUUCACUGUAAACCAUGUUCUCUUGGAAUGUCUUUAAAACACACAUUUCUUUCUGUCACUAAUAUUGCAUACUUCAAUCAAAGAAACCAACAGACCAUCCCAGUUUAUGGAACAGACCAUUACAGUUUGAUUAAAAUGCAACAAGGAACUGCUUUCCAUAAAUGUUUGACAUGUUUUUCAAAGGCAUGUACUGUUAUGUGUAAGCUUUCUGUUUCAAAGAAAGCAGUUGUGAUAUAUGUGUAAAUUAUGUGAAUAAACCAUUUUGUAUCA
Anolis sagrei ordinatus is the source of this 9154-nucleotide messenger RNA. RefSeq names its product B double prime 1, subunit of RNA polymerase III transcription initiation factor IIIB (gene BDP1). Gene Ontology annotation, biological process: RNA polymerase III preinitiation complex assembly. Gene Ontology annotation, molecular function: TFIIIC-class transcription factor complex binding. Gene Ontology annotation, cellular component: transcription factor TFIIIB complex. The record is from RefSeq and is a predicted model, not a curated record. Lineage: Eukaryota; Metazoa; Chordata; Lepidosauria; Squamata; Anolidae.